CUUUUUUAUUUUUCCAUUUUCGUCCGAUAAAUCAUAGAGGCGGAAGCAGGGAAAGAUUUAGGGUUUGUGGCUUAUGCACACACAGAGGAGAUGGUGAGAGGAAAGAUCGAGAUAAAAAGAAUCGAAAACGUGACGAGCAGACAGGUGACCUUCUCGAAGCGUAGAAACGGUCUCUUGAAGAAGGCUCAUGAACUCUCAGUCCUGUGCGAUGCAGAAGUUGCCGUCAUCGUCUUCUCCCAGAAAGGAAGACUAUACGAAUUCUCUAGCUCCGACAUGCAGAAAACGGUCCAACGAUAUGGCAGGUAUACGAAAGAGUUUGUACCAGAGACGUUCGACGUAGAGCGAUACGUUCAGAAACUAAGGGGAGAAAUGGUGGGAAUGGUGAAGAAGAUUGAGCUCCUCGAAAUUCAUCAACGGAAGCUGAUGGGACAAGAUUUGUCUUCGUGUUCCAUGGAAGAACUUCAUGAGAUCGCCAGCCAGAUCGAGAAAAGCCUUCAUAUUGUAAGAUCAAGAAAGGCUCAGUUAUAUGAAGAUCAACUGGAGAAACUUAAGGCAAAGGAAAGAGAGCUCUUGGAGGAGCGAGCAAGACUACGCAUAAAGUAUGGAGAAGGGCGAUGGACGAUGUUCGAGACCGAACAAAGGGAUAAAGCUGCAGCCACCGGCUGUGGAGGAGGCCGACGGACACCGGAGGUCGAAACCGAUCUGUUCAUCGGCUUGCCGGAGAAUCGACUGUGAGAUUCUCCCCGACCGAUCGUUUGAAUUAUGAGAUGUCGUUUCUACGAUUAAUAAUUUGGAUGUUCUCUCUCUUCCAAUAUAUAUAUAUAUAUAUGUAUGUAUGUAUAUAUAUUGUAUAAAACGGAAAAAUAAUGUGAUACAAUGUCAUC
Molecule: messenger RNA, 884 nt
Organism: Tarenaya hassleriana
Lineage: Eukaryota; Viridiplantae; Streptophyta; Magnoliopsida; Brassicales; Cleomaceae
Product: MADS-box protein AGL72-like
Exons: 8
Coding region: 91-735 (214 amino acids)
Biological process (GO): positive regulation of transcription by RNA polymerase II
Cellular component (GO): nucleus
Molecular function (GO): protein dimerization activity; DNA-binding transcription factor activity, RNA polymerase II-specific; RNA polymerase II cis-regulatory region sequence-specific DNA binding
Source: RefSeq, a predicted model, not a curated record